Messenger RNA from Cuscuta europaea, 4960 nucleotides. NCBI's taxonomy places the organism in Eukaryota, Viridiplantae, Streptophyta, Magnoliopsida, Solanales, Convolvulaceae. The record is from the annotation of a GenBank genome assembly.
GCGGAAAAGUUUGAUCUUAGAUUUCACUAAACAGAUCACCAAUAAUAUAUACCUAUAAACAAUCUUCUUUUCAAAAGAAGAAUGACUGAAGCUAGGCAAACACCUUCAUAGGAUGUAGUCUGAUUUGAUUUUCUUCAGAACAGAACAAAAGAAAAGCUAGAAAACGCCCUAGACUGAAGUUCUCUAAACACCUUCUCUUGACAAGAACUUAGGGCUUUAAAUUCCGGGAAAUAACUAUUGAGCCGUGUAAUAAAGACAUGAAAACGUAGGAAACCAUGAAAUGAGAAUUGCAAUGAUGCAAGAAAGGUUACUGCAAGUUUGUAAAGUUCACAAAAUGCUGAAAGAUUGUUUUGCAGUAGUUACUGCAUUUACAAUUAGAGGCUUUGAAUCUGUUGUGCACUUGUCCAACAAGAAAUGCAGGUCAAAAUCCGACCUUUCCAACCCUGCAGGAUCCAGUGGCCAUCUUCCAUAUAAAGAAAGUCUUUGUGGUAUUCUACCCUCGCCUUCCUUAUGUAAUUCUCAGUCUUCUUCAUAACUUUAGAGUUGAUGGGUAUAGGGCUGAAGCCAGCCCUCAUAAUGCGAGAGUGCCACUGCCUGUAUGUUUCAGGCCUUAACAAUCGUUCCAUGCCCUCACAUGCAAUGAUAUUCAUUAUCUCACGUCCCGUCAUUUCUUUUUCCAUAAUCGACCUCUCAUGACUAUGACUUGAUAAAGUAGCAUCAUACAUAUCAAAUGCAGUAGAGUAGAAGAAGAGAGCCUCCCGAAACCGAGUGGGAAAGAAAGGAGAGCUGAGAGCACCACUACGCUGAGACGGCACAAAUAUAUGAGGAUUUACUUCCCGGAUUAAGUUUAAAAGUGCAUCCUUAGGGUUGUCCCCAACAACUGCUGUUUCAUCCAAUAGGUAAUCCAAUCCGCCUGUGCAAUUAACAGCAACCACCUCAUCACUCACAAGCUUGAAGUCAUCAAUUUUAAGUGCUUCCCAAUUUUUUGAUGUUAUGGAGUUGUACUCAAACGGUAUACCAAAACGCUCGCAAUAUUUUGCUAAGCGAAAACCAGUCUCUUCUACCAUUUGUGAUGGACGAAAACCAGGUUGGGGAAGCUCAACCCCUGUAAUUCGAAGUUUUGGAGGGCCACCGGGUCUUUGAGAAAGAUCACGUAUGAGAGUAGGCCAAUGGACACCGUAAACAAUACCAAAAUCUAUAAUGUGGAGUGAUGCACAUUCUGAUGCUACUUCAUAAAUCAUGUUAUUCGCAAAGAAAAUUGAAACUCUCAUAAAUGGCAAAGAUGACAAGUAGACUUUUUGAAACUCAGAGACUACGAUAUUAGGAGAAAUAGCUGCAUUCAGCUGCGUGCCAGUUCCAGCCAGUCGUGCCUCAAGACUUUCAGCAAAUAAGUUCGCCAGCCUCUGUUUUGCAUCGCCAUUAGGCGAAGAGUGCUUCCUGAUCUUCUUUAGUUCAUCUUCUGCAUCCCUAUAAUUAGAAGAAGAAACAAAUGUUACACAACUGAUUAAAAGAGACUCCAGAUCCACAAUUUCACAACUAUCUCCUCUUUUCUUUGAAUGACUCUUGCGGCCACUUCGCCCUUUGUGUUGUGUGCGGCCUACUCUAGAGGAAGAGUCAUUAUCAUCACUACACAGUAAAACCUUAUCAAAAACCUCUGAUAACUCAACAUCCUCAAACACUGCAGAGUGCUUGCUUUUUCUUUCUUCUUCCAACUCACUUUCAUCUGGAUGGUGAUGCUUCUUUCCUCUACACGACUCAGCUGAUUGGUUGUCCUUCUCUAUAUUGACAAUGGUACCUCUACCCUCUGGAGGCAACGGGUAUUUACCAGCUUCCCUCACACCUCUCGGUAAUUUCACGAUGGAGUCAGUGUGUUCAUCACAAAAUAUAUUGGGAACCGAAUUAAGACUAUCAAGGCUCCAAAAAGAACUGUUUAGCUCAUCAAAGCUGCUAGUCUGCCUUGAUGAAGACCGGGUGGCGAGUUCAGGAGGAUCACAUGCAACAGAUGAUUUAGAUGCAAUGGGAUCAACACCAAAGCUCCAAUCAGAUGUGACAGAUGAUUUAGAUUCAAUGUGAUCAACAUCAUCACCGGAGCUCCCAAAUGUGACACCUGAGCUUCCAGAGUUACUGUGAAAAGAUAAGGAAGUAUUACCAGUCAAGGCUUCAUAAAAGGAAUUCUCCGUAGCACUAAGAGUAAUGGGAUCAAAGAGCAUGUUCUCGUUGUUGUCCCAAUCAAUGCUAUCCUCUUCCAGUAGAAUCUGGCUGAUGUAGUCCAGCCCGGGAUCAGAGUCCAAAGCAGGGGCAUUAGUACCAAGGGAAUGCAUAUCAUGGCUGUCUGGAAUGUGCAGUGAUUGUUGAAGGGUGGAAAAAAUGAUCCCAUUCUCCAACUCCAAUCUGUUUAUAGUGCAGUCAGGCAGCCUUCUGAAUCUAUCAUCCAUAACUUUCUGUGAUCAGAAACCAAGCUGUACCCACAUUUGAGAGAUGGGUAAAGAGGCAAAUAAAUAGAAUAAUACUCCAGUAUGAACUUGGGUGAGCUUAGCUUGGCCACCGAAUUAAUUAUCUGUGGCAAUUUGUUGGUAUGGAAACGUGAUCUCUGUCUGAGAUUUAAGAACUCAAUAACUGACCGCUCCGUAUAUAGUACGUGUAUAACAACACGCGUGCGUAAGGUAUUCGUUGAAGGGAACUUUGAUGUAGAUUUAUCAUUUGAUUUUCUAAGACUUUCUUCACUCUACUUAGGUACGAGGUACUAGGUAUAUCAUUAUUUCUGCAAUAAAUCAAUCCCUCUUUAAGUAUAUCUAGAGAAAUCAAUCCACACGGGUAACUCAGUUGAUUCAGUGGUGAGAAAUUUGGAUCAAGUGACCAAGGUUCGAAACCCGCAGCGGCCGUGUGGAGGUCAAAGAACCUGAAAUAAGGCUAGGCAUCUGGUGCCACGAGAAAAGGCCUACCAUCAUUGGACCGACUGAGUCACCAUGAUUAACAUCAUCCCAAAAAUCUUGUCGGAUCGGGAUAUGAGGAGCUUCUGGGGUGGGAGAUUACACAUUUUUGGACCAAGAGAAAUGAUCCUAAGUAGGACUAGAACUUACGUAAUACUCCGUAUAUCUAAAUAGAAGCUAAAUGAUUUUUAUACCAAAAUAGGACUAUAUUUUUCCGUCCUUCCAGUUACCCCUAAUUUAUUAGGGAGUAAUUUGCCUCCUCUUCCGUAGUUCCGUGUCGACAAACCUAGUUACCCAGCCAAGCUUCUCUUUCGACUGUGGGAGCGGCUCCUUGGCAGAACAACCUGGAGCGGAAUUCGGAUAUGGGAAGCUGAAUCAGAUUAGGUGGGGAGGUGGCGCGACGGCACUGCGGCAGGUCUGAGCUGACGGCAAAAGAGACGCGCGAUGGACGGAAAGGGCGAGGUACAGUGCAGCUCUGGCGAAGAUUUUUCAGAUCCCUUCUUCUGUUUUCCUGCUCCUCAUCCUUCUCUCGUCUUCUUCUUUUCUCCUAUUGCAGCAGUUUUUCUCUUGCUUCUUCUUCUCAUCCGUAAAUGCUUUGUUUUUUCUUCCAUCUUUUGUUUAAUUUGUUCCCUGUUGUUGUAUUUCCGUUUUGUCUUGCUGUUCUUUUCCUAUUUUACUUUACCAAAUUGUAAUUUUGUUUCAUUUAUUUUUAAUAUGCAUUUUUUUUUCAUUAAUUCAUUUUAACCAUUUAGCCAUCUCCAUCCAAAAAAAACCAUUUUGCUUUGGGGUGGUGAGACAUGAAAGAGGAUCAAUUCAGAACAUGAAAAACAUGAAAGUAGUUGGCUUUAAUGUGUCAAUGUCAUCGGAGAUCGAAGCUUGCAUUGUUAUUUUAUUCAUUAAUAAAUUUAAUUACUAAAUAUGGUGCUAUGUGUUACAUACUCGUACUCCCUUCAUCUCUGUAAUUGUCUCAUUUUUCAUUUUUGGAUGUCCCUUUAUUAUUGUCUCAUACCCUAUUUGUUAACAUUUGUGUGAUUCUAAUUCAUUCUUACUUUAUUUCCACUUUAUCAACUCAUUACCAAUCACAUAAUUCUAUUUUUCUUAAAAACCACAUCACUCCCUUCCGUAUCAAUAUUAGGAGGGCGGAGGGAGUACUACAUAAAAAUUGGGAGCAACUCCAAUGCAAGGGUGUGAGUCUCUUACAUACCCUUACGCAUGGGUCCCAUUUUUUAUCUCAUAAUUUUAUGUGUAGGUCCCACGUAUUCCUAAUUUAUUUUUCAUUUUUCAUUUUUUUAUAUCACUUUUAAACCACUUUUCAUCAACUUUUCCUCAUCGAAUCCCGUGUAUGAUCCAUAUAUGGACCUUGUCAUAGACUUUGGUCCAUUUUUACCUCUAUCUCUCUUCUCUUUUUCAUUUUUCUCUAGACACCACUUCAUCCAAAUAUUUAUUCUAUCUGUAUCUCUCUCCCAUGCCACGUCAGCUGCAAUGCACCCUCCCAUUGGAGAUGUUCUAAGCUGCUGCGAAGUGCGAAUGUAUUUGUACGGAGCAGGAGUACUGAGGACAUAGAUGGUGCUUAUUUUUUUAGAGAAUUUCUAAUUUUAAGUAAAAUAUACUCUUGAGUUUUAAAUUUUCUCGACUUGGUGGAAAUAGGUAUAUUUACCACGAGCUACUUAUUUACAAUGAUAUUGAUAUUAAUACAUUAUUGUUGAUAAAUGAUUUUAAUAAAGUGAUUGUCAUAUUGAUUGACAUUCUUAUGACAUUGUUAUUGACAUUUUUAUGACAUUGUCAUGGACAUUCUUAUGACAUUGUCAUUGACGUUCGUAUGACAUUGUCACUGACAUCGUUUUCUAUUGACAUUCUUAUGACAUUGUCAUUGACACUAUUAUGACAUUGUCACUAACAUUGUUUUGUAUUGACAUUCUUAUUACUUUGUCAUUGAUAUUUUUAUGAUAUUAUCAUUAUUAUUAUUACAAUGUCGUAAUAUGUAAUAUUGACAUUGUCAUUACUUGACAUUGUGUCACUUUUCAUAACCG